UGCAGCGAUGGUAUUACGGUGAAAGCUCAACUACUGACGUGGAUUGUCGCUGCCCUGCGUCAGGAAGCAUUACGGUAAGGAUGCAAUCAUGUGGACUUGAUCAAAGCCGCGCCCACUUUCCAAACAAAAGCAUGGGUUUAUCGCCUUAUUUUUGCCUAUGUCGUUACGUCAUAAAUGUCUGUAAGCCAUAUAAAUGUGCUCAUGCAAAAAAAAUGAAAUACAUAUUUAUUUAUAAUUAUUUAAGACAGUUUUCACUUUGUUAGCGCAGUUGGACCGGAUAAAACUCCGCGCUUUUAUUGUGAAGCCGGAAGUAAUCUUGACUUGAGCUGUGUGCUCACAAGAGACGUGACGGUUGGCAACAAGAAAAAAGCGCCGUCUUUUCUCUCGGCUGAGAGCAAAAAUAAAAUAUUUAAUAACAAUCUAUUAAACAUCAUAUUUAAUAAACUCUCGGUUACAUUUGUGUCACUUUAUGCUUCGUUAUUUUUUUUUAUUGAACACUUGUACACGCAAACAUAAAAUAAUUGUUGAACACAACAUGUCAAGGAAAGAAAAAUAAAAGACUAUACAAAUAGAUUAUUCAAAAAUAAUAAUAAAUUUGAUAAAAUUAUAAAUAGUGCUAAUAUAAACCAGAUACCAGUUUAAGGCCUUUUCUACUUUUAACUACUUUUAUAAAUGUAAAUUGUAAUUUGAACUAGUAAGCCAAUGUAGGUUUUAUUUUCGUAAUUUAUGUAUAGAAAUGUUUAGUUUGCAGCAUAAUAACAUUAAUCAGCAUUUCUACGAUAAGCCAAAUGAGGAACAUCUCCAACUUUAUUUUGGACACAACCGAAUGGGGGGGGCUGACUUCCGGUAAAUAAGCCCCGCCCACUCGGUUACAGUUGUCUUGACAACGGCUGCGAGUUGAUUAGACGCUAAAAACGCUCCCUAUCACUGGACUAAAUGACAUUUUCUGGUGAAAUAUAGAAAGUUUUAAGGGAGAUUAUUAUUCAUUGUUGCCUCUUAACGCCAUUAUUGUGAGAAGAAGGAGUCGCCAUGUCGGAAGUACGUCAAGAUAAGUCGGUGAAAAGAGACAAGAGGACCAGCAAGGUGCCUUCGGAGGGAAGCCAUGGAAUAAAAGGCAAAGACACCGUUGGCAAGACCAAGGACUCCCUAAGCAACGUGUCCUGCAUCGACGAGCACCACGAUGAAAACACGCGCAUGGCGGUCACGCUGGAGAACACCUACCACAUGGCACCUCGCAGACGCUUCCCGGCCCACGCUGCCUUGGACAUCCUGAAGGACGUGCUGAGGAGUUACUUGCAGGAGGAGAAGUACGAGGUGGACUGGUCUCGACAGAUGACCAAAACCAUAUGUGAGGUGGUCCGGGCCCGCGUGAAGGAGCUGAUGAUCCGCAGGUACAAGCUGGUGGUCCUGGUCCACAUCGGUCAGCUGGCCGGACAGAGCAUGCAGAUCAGCAGCCGCUGUCUGUGGGACGCCGCCUUCGACACCUUCGCCACCUGGUCCAUCAAAAACAGCUCCCUGUACGGCGUGGCCUCCGUCUACGCCCUCUACUACGAGUGACAAAACACCUACUCUUUAGUCUUCUCAGCCUGCUCCUUGGUCCUGGUCUGGUGUCGCCACCUUGUUGGGACAGUCCCAAGCAGUCAACCACCAGGCCAGCAUAAAGUAAUCUACUUACUUUUAGCUCCAUUACACUUGAUGUACCCUGUAAUGGACCAUCCAAACAAUAGCCCGUUUGUUGACAAGAAGAGAUGACAGCCAUGGGAGCACACGCCUUCUCUUUAAUAAGCACGAGUAACACAAUCCGGUGAGAAGAAUAUUGAACAACAAAUCAAGAAAAGGACAAACUCGCCAUCCAAACAAUACCCCGUUUGUUGACAAGAAGAUACGACGCACAUGCGAUGUCUUUAUUGAGCAGAGGUAACACAAUUCACUGAGAAGAUUCUUAAGAGCAGGCAUAUUGCCGCUGCUAACUGCUAAAGCUAACAAACGCAGCUUGCGGCGAGACCCUUGAUGACGUCACACGUCGCCAGGCAACAAGCCCCGCCUUUUAUAAGCACAGACUCCGCACUCUGCUCUGUAGGAAUUGUCUUCCAACUGCAAAUGCCAGAUAUUUUCUGCAACACAUUUAACUACUUUACUUAGUAAUUAAUGACAUUUACUUCGGAGUCAUUUUUUUCCGGAACUUAAUUACUUUUUGGAUGAAGGAACGAGUAACUAUAAUUACCUUUUCAGUCAUAAACAUGGUCGGUCACUUGCAGGCAUGAGUCUAGUUAAAAUGGAGUUCAAAUCUAGUUUAAAAGGUGUUAAAAUCUAGUUAAAAUGGAGUUAAACUGUAAUUAAAAUGGAGUUAAAAUGUAGUUCAAAUGGAGUUAAAAUAAAGUCAAAAUCUAGUUAAUUUGAUGUUAAAAUCUAGUUAAUUUCAAAUUAAAAUGUAAUUAAAAUGGAGUUAAAAUCUAGUUCAAAUGGAGUUCAAAUGUAAUUAAAACGGAGUUAAAAUCUAGUUAAAAUGGAGUUAAACUGUAAUUAAAAUGUAGUUCGAAUGGAGUUAAAAUAAAGUUCAAAUCUAGUUAAUUUGAAGUUCAAAUCUAGUUAAUUUGAAAUUAAAAUGUAAUUAAAAUGGAGUUAAAAUCUAGUUCAAAUGGAGUUCAAAUGUAAUUAAAAUGGAGUUAAAAUCUAGUUAAAAUGGAGUUGAAUUGUAAUUAAAAUGGAGUUAAAAUGUAGUUCGAAUGGAGUUAAAAUAAAGUUAAAAUCUACUUAAUUUGAAAUUAAAAUGGAGUUAAAAUCUAGUUCAAAUGGAUUUCAAAUGUAAUUAAAAUGGAGUUAAAAUAGUGUUAAAUAGAGUUAAAAUGUAAUUAAUUAUGUGGGCCUACCGAGGAUGUUGUGGUGGUUUGUGCAGCCCUUUGAGACACUAGUGAUUUAGGGCUAUAUAAGCAAACAUUGAUUGAUUGAUUGAUAAUUAAAUUGGAGUUAAAAUCUAGAUAAGAUGGAGUUUAAACGUAAUUAAAAUUGAGUCAAACCCUAGUUAAAAUGUAACUAAUAUGGAGUUAAAAUGUAACUAAAUGGAGUUAAAAUCUAGAUAAGAUGGAGUUUAAACGUAAUUAAAAUUGAGUUAAAACCUAGUUAAAAUGUAACUAAUAUGGAGUUAAAAUGUAACUAAAUGGAGUUAAAAUCUAGUUAAAAUGGAGUUAAGAUGAAACUAAAUCGGUGUUAAAAUGUAACUAAAAUGGAAUCAAAAUCUAGUUCCAAUUGAGUUAAAAUAUAGUGAGUUUAAAUUCAAUUAAAAUGGAGUUAAAAUCUACUUCAAAUGUAGAUACAAUUUGAUUAAAAUGGAGUUAAAAUCUACUUCAAAUGUAAUUAAAAUGGAGUUAAAAUAUAAUUCAAAUUGAGUUAAGAUGUAAAUACAAUGGAGUUAAAAUGUAAUUAAAUUGGAGUUCAAAUGUAACAAAAAUUUAGUUAAAAUCUAGUUAAAAUUUAACUAAAAUGCAGUUAAAAUCUAGUUAAAAUGCGCUGACUGGUGUAAAAAUGCUGCUAAACCCCAGAAGUGCAAACUGCUGAAAAGCUUUUUAUCACAUUUUAAAAUCAAGACUAAGGUUUAAGCGGACUGAGACUAAUCCAUGCCUUUGUCUCCAGCAGAUUAGACAUAACAUGUUUGUCCUUGGGGGGCCCAACUUUUCCACUGCACAGGGGCCCAGGAGCCCCCUCGAAUAUUAACACUAAAUGAGUAAUCUUACUCUUGAUUUUUAAUCCUAUUCAAUAUUUACUCACACUUUAGAAGUGAUCAUGACACAGAUGUUUAUCAAGGCUGAUUGCAACAAAUAUUUGUUUGUAUAUCAUGUUUGUUUUUUUGGACAAAAUGCACAAAUAAACUAACUAAAUAAUAAUACUAAAUAUUUAGUAUUAUUAUUUAGAACUGAAAUGACAGCUUCACCCCUUAAGUCACAUUUUUGCAGCUAAGAAACCAGACUUCUUCUUCUGUGUAUGUGAUGUUGUCAUUACUGCCCCAUGUGGUGGAGGAGUGUAUUACACCUGACAAACAUAGUUUUGGGGCCCCUAUUGAGGGCCCUCGCUGGCCAACAAUGUGUGAAGAGACACCGGGUUAGACUACUGUCCUGCUCUUCUCACUGUACUCUAAACCUGCUGUGAAGCAGCUGCAGAACAUCCACAAUGCUGCUGCUCGAGUCCUGACUAGAACCAGGAAAUAUGACCAUAUUAGUCCAGUGCUUAGGUCACUGCACUGACUUCCUGUUGCUCAGAGAAUAGACUUUAAACAUCUCUCCUUGUGGACAAGUCUUCUCCUGGUCUUGUUCCAAAGUACAUCUCUGACAUGUUAAAACUGUAUGAACCAUCUCCAGCUCUGAGAACCUCAGGAAGUUGUCUCCUGCUGACAUGCUAGAACCAUCUCCACCCCAGGAAGUGGUCUCCUCCAACCUCCAGGGACAAAUCUCCGAACUAUGGGAGACAGGGCUUUCUGCUCACAGUCUGUAUAACGC
Nerophis ophidion (straightnose pipefish) is the source of this 4490-nucleotide messenger RNA. It is a transcript of the gene dynlt5, whose product is annotated as dynein light chain Tctex-type family member 5. The record is from RefSeq and is a predicted model, not a curated record. Gene Ontology annotation, molecular function: dynein intermediate chain binding. NCBI's taxonomy places the organism in Eukaryota, Metazoa, Chordata, Actinopteri, Syngnathiformes, Syngnathidae. The transcript is spliced from 4 exons. Bases 1030 to 1557 code for a protein of 175 amino acids. Gene Ontology annotation, cellular component: cytoplasm; cytoplasmic dynein complex. Gene Ontology annotation, biological process: microtubule-based movement.